Molecule: messenger RNA, 791 nt
Organism: Amborella trichopoda
Lineage: Eukaryota; Viridiplantae; Streptophyta; Magnoliopsida; Amborellales; Amborellaceae
Product: phylloplanin
Source: RefSeq, a predicted model, not a curated record
ACGCUAAACUCCAUCAACUUCCAUUUCUUGAGACAAAAAGAAGAAAGAAAACCAAACUAUCAUCCAUGGCGUUCAAAUCCCUUCUCUUUGUUGUUCUUGCUCUUGUGUUGAUGCCGGCGCCCACCACACAUGCGCAGCUUGGUCUGGGUUCACUCCUAGGACUCACUCAAAUCACAGGGACCAUCUUUUGCACCUCUAAUGGCAAUAUUGGUAUCCUUGGCUCAGCCACACCAGUGAUUCCUAAUGCCCCAGUGCAGCUGGUGUGCAAUGGCAACAACAUAUCAACAGUGAACACAGACUCGACGGGCGCGUUCCAGUUCCUGGUGAACCCCCUCCAUAUGCUCCUCUCUUCCCUCCUCAGCGAUUGCUCGGUCGUCGUUCAAACGCCUCUCACCACCACAUGCAAAACCACCCCUCAAUUACAAGGCAUCUUGCAAUCGCCUCUCACCUUUGUUGGAAGGCUUGAACGGCUUCUAGGAACAGUCAUCAAAUUAGCUGCCACUUCUUUCACCUUCGUUCCUUUUCCCAAUCUGCCUAACAACUGAUCUCUCUCUCUCCCUCUCCACUGUUAUGAGAUGGUCGAUUCUGCAAGUUUUUAGGUCUAGGUACUGGUUAGAAGAUAUUGGCUCUAUGUUUGUCAAAUAGAAGUAAAAGCUGUGUUAUAGCUGAUGUAAGGUUGAUGUGUUAUAGCUGUGUCAAAUAGAAGUACUGGUUAGGUCUAGGCAUGGUUGAUGCAGUACUACCGUGUUUAAAAAAUUUUAAUAUUUCUAAUACUACCUUUUGUAUUUUUA